This is a messenger RNA of Linum tenue, 1065 nucleotides long. NCBI's taxonomy places the organism in Eukaryota, Viridiplantae, Streptophyta, Magnoliopsida, Malpighiales, Linaceae. The record is from the annotation of a GenBank genome assembly.
AAAGAAAGUUGCAGUGUUGCCCACUGCUGCUGCUAUCCUUUUUCAACAGCAAUCUUAGAUAUGACCCUGGCAAUGGCUAAGGUCGGAAGGAAUUAUCCCCAAAAUUUUCUUUUCCCUCCCCUAAACACAGGAAGCGGCAAAAGAAAAACGUUUCGAAUUUUCUUCUUUGCCCCACGUGUCAUGUCCAGUACAUGCAGCAAACGCCACUCAGCUCCGUCCGCCAUGGUUUCCCUUCCCCCUUUCCCCUCCUCCAGAAAGAAUUCGUCUCCGUUCUCUCCACUCUUAUCCACAAACCCAUUAUAAUCCCCCUUCCCCCCGCCGGCUCUCCAUCAUCAUUCUCAGGAAUUCCCUCUUGCAAUCUGGUAUACUCCUACUACAACAGCGCAGCUACUAAUGGAUCUGAUUCACAAGUUCCUGAACUUGGUAGCUCCUCCAUUCACCUUCUUCUCCCUCUGCUUCCUCCUCCCUCCCUACUACCUCUACAAGGCCUGCACCACCGCGCUGCACUACCUCACCAGCGAGGACGUCUCCGGCAAGGUCGUCCUCAUCACCGGCGCCUCCUCCGGCAUCGGCGAACACCUGGCUUACGAGUACGCGAGCAGAGGCGCGUGCCUGUCACUCGUCGCCCGCAGAGAAGUCGGGCUGCGAGAUGUAGCCGAGGUCGCUCUUGAAUUGGGAUCCCCGAAAGUCAUCUCCAUCGUUGCAGAUGUCCAGAACGUCGACGACUGCAGGCGAAUCGUCGACGAAACGGUUAACCAAUUCGGCGGAAGAUUGGAUCACUUGGUGAACAAUGCUGGGAUCUCUUCGGUGUGCAACUUCGAAGAUGUCGCCGAUAUCACCAGCUUCAGAACCAUCAUGGACACCAACUUCUGGGAUCGGUUUACAUGACCCAAUUCGCCAUACCGCACCUGGCCAGAUCCUACGGCAAGAUCAUCGCCAUGGCGUCCGCUGCUUCGUGGCUGCCCGAGGCAAAGAUGAGCUUCUACAAUGCGAGCAAAGCGGCCGUGGUGUCCUUCUUCGAGACGCUGAGGGUGGAGCUAGCUCACGCCGUGUCGGUCCUGAUCG